Molecule: messenger RNA, 255 nt
Organism: Protopolystoma xenopodis
Lineage: Eukaryota; Metazoa; Platyhelminthes; Monogenea; Polystomatidea; Polystomatidae
Source: the annotation of a GenBank genome assembly
AUGUACCACGUGGGCGCCAUAAAGGAGGCUCGAGUCAGGCGGACUGAGAUCGCCGUACUUCCCCGUUCUGCAGUAGGUCAUCCGACUAAAUUUAGGCUUAGUACGAGCCCUUUUGAGUGUAGAUUAGGCCGAGUCGACUGCAAUUCUCUCCCGGAACCACCAUACGACAAGGCGUCGGAAGCGGCGGGGCCUAAAAAUUGGACAUUGCGAUACGGGUCGACCGGCUUACCCAGCACUAGUCGGUUGAAUGUUUGA